Molecule: messenger RNA, 832 nt
Organism: Olea europaea var. sylvestris
Lineage: Eukaryota; Viridiplantae; Streptophyta; Magnoliopsida; Lamiales; Oleaceae
Exons: 3
Coding region: 48-614 (188 amino acids)
Biological process (GO): ribosomal large subunit biogenesis
Cellular component (GO): nucleolus
Source: RefSeq, a predicted model, not a curated record
GACCUCUUCCUCAAAACCCUAAUUGAAGUGCGGGAAAUAUCAAGAUAAUGGGCGGUUCGAGGAGGAGUUACAAGCGUUCGAAGCCGAAGGUAAAAGUUGGACUGCCGAAGAAAAACCCUCGAAUAUUCAAACCAGCAUUCCAUCUCCCACCGAAAUUGAAGACUCUUUUGGACCCCGAUUCAAAAUGGGACGAUAAGGCCAGUGUAAUCGAGAAUUACAAGUCAUUUGGCGUCGUUUCGAACCCUAAUUUUCUCGGAGUCCGCUCUCGCACCCCUCACAUGGUCGAGAGCGACGCCCUCCAGGUCCCUGCCCAAGACGCCACCCCAGUGGACGAGUUUGAGCCAAUUGAUUCCGGCAGCGACCUCGAAGAAGAUGACUUGAAGUCAGCCCUUGGCAAGAAACGGACAGAUGGGAAGCAUGCGCCCCUUCAACCACUGACAAAAAUCCAACGAAUUCAUGUUGGUCGAUUGGUAGAAAAAUAUGGAGAUGACUAUCAGAGCAUGUUCAUGGAUAUCAAAUUAAACAAGAUGCAACAUUCAGUAGCGACACUGGAGAAACUAUGUAAACGAUAUAAUGUGUGCAAAGAUAAGAACCCUUUGAUAGUUGGUUCUUGAGAGUGGUAUAACUUAAUUUAGAAGUAUGUAGUUGGCUUCGUUGUUGUAGUCUGGGUAACUAUCUCCCCUUGUGACGAAGUGCACGAUUUUGUUGUCACAGACUCACUGUUGUUAUCUUUGUUAUUUGUCUCAACAAUAUAUUGGUGAUUUGAAUUGAUGGAAGUUCCUUGGUAAUUGGAGUCGUAUGAACACAUCACGGAAAACUCGUGGUAAAGGUA